AGCGGCUUUAUGAGAGCAAUCGGACCAUUCGUUUAAGGGUUUAUCUGCUUAUUCUAUUUGGUGCUUGUUUCAGAACUGAUUUUUCUAUAUACGUUUAUUAUAUUGCGGAGAAACUAAACAGAGUGACAAUGCAAUCGAACAGUUUAUAAAUCUGAGAAAAUAAAGACGCUUGAGACUUAUAUUGGGGCUUCAAUUAACACAAACGUUUAGGAAAGAGUGGAUUUUCUGGCAUAAAGUACAAUAAAACGUUCACAUAGACUACACGUUUAUAGUCACUUUACCUAAUCGCUCAUCUUUCCUUUAUAGAUGAGCAGAGACGGAAAGAGUGUCGGCUGCGCGCAGCUUCACAUAAACAAGAGCAAAUGAUCGCGCGUGCACAUGAACGGCUGGCAGCAAGACGUGCUGUGUGACGUCAUUAAGAGCGACGAAAACGCUUAAACAGAUGUUGUUUCGAGUCUGCACUUUUGUACUUUACUUAACGUGAGAAGCUGCCACAAUUUACUUCAGCACCAACAUGGAUGUGAAAGAGAAGGCAUGUGAGGCUGACAUAAAUACCAUAAAGAUAAUGACGGUAAGUAUUAAGGAGGAGGAUUGUGAAUGGGCGCCUGUACACCAAAACCAGCUGAGUCUGGACAUUAAGGAUGAGGAUUAUGAACUGGUAACUGUGGGCAUUAAAGAAGAGUCUGAGGAGUCAUCAGUCAGCAUUGAGACCCACAAACAUAAAAGUGUGGAUCCUGUCGAGCUCAAUAUGAGGUCCGAAUCGGUACAGCCUGGCACAAACAGGACUGAGGAAGUGUCGUCUGUUACAUCUCGGGAAGAUCAACCAUCACCUACACAUCAGUCUGAAGAACGUGAUAAACCUCAUUACUCUUCUGAACAUGGCAAACGAUUUUUACAUUUAACCGAUCUUCGGAGUCGCAGAAGAACUCAUGCUGAAGAGAACCCGUACUGCUGUUCUGAAUGUGGCAAACGUUUCUCCCGAAUCGCCCAUCUUCAAACCCACACAAGAAUUCAUACUGGAGAGAAGCCAUAUCGCUGUUCAGAAUGUAACAAACAAUUCUCGCAAAUCUCCCAUCUUCACAGACACACAAGAAUUCACACUGGGGAGAAGUCAUAUUGUUGCUUUGAAUGUGGAAAACGAUUCUUACAAAUCAGCCAUCUUCAGACUCACACAAGAAUUCACACUGGAGAGAAGCCAUAUCAGUGUUCGGAAUGCGACAAACGAUUCUCACGAAUUGCCAAUCUUCAGACCCACACGAGGACUCACACUGGAGAGCAGCUGUAUUGCUGUUCUGAAUGCGGAAAACGAUUUUCACAAAUCUCCCAUCUUCAGAGUCACACAAGAAGUCACACUGGGGAAAAGCCAUAUUCCUGUAAUGAAUGUGGCAGACAGUUCAAACAUAUGAUCAACCUUCAGACUCACAUACAAGUUCACGCUGCAAAGAAACCAUACUGCUGUUCUGAAUGUGGUAAACAAUUCAGUAACAGGAAUAGUUAUGAAUCCCACUCAAGAAUUCAUGUAGGAGCAAAGCCAUAUUCUUGUUCUGAGUGUGGAAAACAAUUCUCCAGCAAUGACUAUCUUCAGAGACACAAAAGAAGUCACACUGGGGAGAAUCCAAAUUUUUGUUCUGAAUGUGGAAAAAAAUUCUCUAGCAUCAGCUAUCUUCAAAUCCACAAAAGAAGACACACGGGGGAGAAGCCAUAUUCUUGUUCACAAUGUGGAAAACGGUUCUAUGACAACAGCCAUCUACUGAGACACGAAAGAAUCCACACUGGAGAGAAACUGCAUUGCUGUUCAGAAUGUGGAAAACAGUUCUCACGAAUGGCCAACCUUAAGACCCACAUAAGAAUUCACACUGGAGAGAAGCCAUAUUCUUGUUCUGAAUGUGGAAAACAGUUCUCUGACAGCAGCCAUUUUCACAAACACAAAAAAAACUCUCACUGAAAAGAAGAUAUAUAGCUCUUGUGAAUGUGUCCAACGACUCUUGUGAAUGAGCGGCCUUCAGGAUUCACAUAGGAGAGAAUCUACAUUGCUGUACAAAAUGUGGCAAACUAUUUGCAGUUAUGUUGUCCUAAGAGCCACACAAGAAUUCUCACUCGGGCUUAACCGUAUUGUUGUAAUGAAUAUGGAAAACGAUUCUUCCAUAUGAUCAGCCUGCAGACCCACAUACAAAUUGACACUAAGCACUGCAAAUUUAAGGAAGUAAGAGCUAUAGCAAUAUAAAAGAAAUAUUUCGACUAAAGAGUGAGAUUCACUCCUGUCUUGAUAGUGAAUACACCCAGAAGUUUUGGAGAGGUAAAUCCCAUGAAAAGCUAUAUUGCUUGUAUGAACAUGACAAAUGAUUCCUUUACAGGUGUAGUCUUUUAACCCACUCAUAGGAGUGGAGCCUCACUGCUGUAGUAAAUUGUUCUAUAAUAACGUGUUUAUGUGCUUUAUUGUUGUUCUUGAUUUUGAUUUAUUAUUUUUCAUAUUUGUAUGUAUUUUCUGUGAUGUCCAUAAUUAUGUAAUGUUCAUUGAAAUGUCUUGUGUUUUGUGGGUGGAGCUCCAGGAGGCACUCUGAUGUCACCAUUUCUGAGCCUUCCCAAUGGCUGUUUAGCCAGAGCAGAGCAGGCAGUUAGGAGAACGUUUAGUUUGGGUGACAUUUAGUUUUGUGAGUAUUGCUGUUUUCUUUAAAUUGUGUGCUUUUCUUGAUUUACUUUGCUUCUAUCCCUGUUUUUCUCUUCUGGAUUGUGGCAUGGGACUUGUUUGCUUAAGAUUGCCUUUUACAUGACUCCUUUCUGUCUAUUUUUGAGCUGUUUUGAGCAUCUUGCUCGCAUU
Messenger RNA from Polypterus senegalus (gray bichir), 2818 nucleotides. Its product is annotated as zinc finger protein OZF-like. The record is from RefSeq and is a predicted model, not a curated record. Lineage: Eukaryota; Metazoa; Chordata; Cladistia; Polypteriformes; Polypteridae. The coding region runs from base 515 to 1945 and encodes 476 amino acids. The transcript has 3 exons. Gene Ontology annotation, biological process: regulation of cytokine production; negative regulation of transcription by RNA polymerase II; regulation of immune system process.